UGUUGUCUAGUCUCAUCACAUUUACAAGCUCCAUCCAUUUCCUAGCAAAGACCCAUCAACACAUGGCAGCCAUGACAAUCACCGCCUCCAGCUUCCUCAAGACCUCAUUCCCUGUCGUUUGCCUUCCGACAGCCACUCAUUCCCCCUCCCGCGCCUCCACCCGGCGCGUCGCGGCCAUCUGCAACUCCAUCUCCUCCUCUACCCCUCCCUAUGAUCUCAAUUGCUUCAAGUUCAACCCCAUGAAAGAAUCCGUCGCCUCCCGCGAGAUGACCCGUCGGUACAUGACCGACAUGAUCGCCGACGUCAACACAGAUGUCAUCAUCAUCGGAACUGGCUCCGCGGGGCUGUCCUGCGCGUACGAGCUCUCGAAGGACCCGUCUGUCAACAUCGCCAUCGUUGAACGGUCCGUUUCCCCCGGCGGAAGCGGCUGGCUCGGCAGCCAGCUCUUCUCCGCCAUGGUCGUGCGCAAGCCGGCACACCUCUUGCUCGAUGAGAUAAACAUCGAGUACGACGAGCAGGAGGACUAUGUCGUCAUCAAGCAUGCUGCGCUCUUCACCUCCACCCUGUUGAGCCGGCUCCUCGCGCAGCCCAAUGUGAAGCUCUUUAACGCCGUUGUCGUGGAAGACUUGGUUGUCAAAGAGAAUCGCGUCGCCGGUGUGAUCACGAACUGGGCGCUCGCAUCGAUGAACCAGGACAUAAAAUCUCACAUCGACCCAAACGUCAUGGAAGGCAAGAUCGUUGUAAGCUCCUGCGGCCACGAGGGGUUAUUCAGUGCCAACGGAGUCAAACGGCUCGAGGACAUUGGAACGAUCAACACUAUGCCCAGAAUGAAAGCGCUUGAUGUGAACACUGCCGAGGAUGCAAUUGUCUCCUUGACCCGCGAGGUCGUCCCAGGUAUGAUCGUUGCUGGCAUUGAGGUUGCCGAGAUCGAUGGCCCCCAUAGAAUGCUUCCAACGUUCGGUGCCACGAUCAUCUCCGGCCAGAAGGCAGCGCACCUGGCACUCAAGGCGCUCGGCCGGCCGAACGACAUCGACGAACAACGAUACUCAAGGGAGUCGAGGCGCUACACCCGGCGACUGUCCUAGUGUCGACGAGCAAUGUGACACCGUGGACGCCUGAACGACAGAGGUGACUCCAAAGCGUCUGCUAGUAUCUGGUUUGGGGCAACAACCAAUAAGAUGGUUUGAUGAAUCAAAGGAAUAUUUUAUAUGUAAUUUGUCAACUUUGCGUUUAAUUCCCAUGUUCAUCUCUACUAGCACUAGUGGUUUCUUGAUGUUAGCGUCUUGUUCAUAGCACCGCUGCCGUGUGUCCUUCGGAGUGACGCCAACUCCAUGGAUCCUUCUGGAACAAGUUGAGAGAAUAAAAUGGUUGGGUUGCCUCU
Hordeum vulgare subsp. vulgare (domesticated barley) is the source of this 1381-nucleotide messenger RNA. RefSeq names its product thiamine thiazole synthase 2, chloroplastic-like. The transcript is spliced from 2 exons. The record is from RefSeq and is a predicted model, not a curated record. Lineage: Eukaryota; Viridiplantae; Streptophyta; Magnoliopsida; Poales; Poaceae. Bases 63 to 1085 code for a protein of 340 amino acids.